AUGGAACUUAGAGAAGCCUUUAUUACAUUUCUUAAUUACAUUAAAAAUCAGUAAUACAUAACAUAAACAUUGAAGAAUACACUUGAUAAGAUAAUCACAUCAUUAUAAUCCAAAGCAACUGAUACUGAAAUCAAAUAAUUAAUUUUCUAAUCCACAUCUCAUCACCAAAGAGUCAAUUCUUAACCCACUAAACCACCUUUGAUAGUUAAAUAAAAUGCUCUUAUUGGAUUAACAGCAUUUAAUUUAAAACCAUAAAGGAAAAUAUCAGAAUAAGAAAAAAUUGUUCCACCUCAAGAAACACGAUAACUAUAUAGUAAUUUAGAAAUUCAAAUUAAUAAACAAAAGUAAUAGGAAAUAUCAUUUGGCAAAUUUUAACCCAAAAUCCUUUUACUUAAUGAUCUUAUGCUUUGUCUGAAGUAAUUCUAAUACAAUACAGAAACACUCUCUUAAAUAUAUAAUCAUACUUCAGAAAUACAAACUGCUUAUGGAAUUCGAGUAAGUCAAGAUAUCCAUGGAUCAACUUAAGUCAAUCGAAAAGGAUCCAAUAAAUUAUUUGCUGGAUAUAAUAGUAAAUUAAUGAGUGAUGAUCAAUUGGUAGCUAUCCAAAAUAAUUUUCUUAUGAAAAAAUAAAUUGUCAAAGGAUGUCAUUAAGACAUAGUUAAUGAAUCACCAUUAUUCAUGUAAAAGUAAAUCUUCUUAAUAUGA
Molecule: messenger RNA, 705 nt
Organism: Paramecium pentaurelia
Lineage: Eukaryota; Ciliophora; Oligohymenophorea; Peniculida; Parameciidae
Source: the annotation of a GenBank genome assembly